Molecule: messenger RNA, 1080 nt
Organism: Trypanosoma conorhini
Lineage: Eukaryota; Euglenozoa; Kinetoplastea; Trypanosomatida; Trypanosomatidae
Product: ankyrin
Exons: 1
Coding region: 1-1080 (359 amino acids)
Biological process (GO): regulation of gene expression
Cellular component (GO): nucleus
Molecular function (GO): protein binding
Source: RefSeq, a predicted model, not a curated record
AUGACUUCCUUUCCAAAGCUUCCGAGACUCAAAGUAGACGAUGAGAACAUGGAGAAGAUCCACUGUGGGGCGCGGAAGGGGCAGACCGAGGAGGUGAAGCGGCUGGUGGAGCUGGGCAUUGAUCCGGCGAUCCCCAACAGGUUUGGCUGCACCGCGCUGCACUUGGCCUGCAAGUUCGGCCAGGUGGAGACCGCAACCUACCUCGCCUCAAUCUGUGAUGUGCAUGGCGCGUGGCAUGGGCAGAGGCCGCUGCACCUCGCCGUCCUUGCGAAUAAGGAGGAGCUUGUGGAGGCGCUCGUUGCAGGGGCGAAGGAGCGCGGCCGGAAUGCGGAGAUGAUGUUAAACGAAUGCGACGAUUUCGCGGUGGAGGACAUUGGGGAGCACCAUAAGCCAACAGAGGGCCAGACCGCGCUGCACUGGUGCGUGGCGUUGGGCGAGGAAUACUUGCCAAUGCUGAAGCUGCUUAUUAAACUGGGCGCGUCGCCUACAGCAAAGAAUAAGGAAAGCGUGACGAGUGUGAUGUAUGCGAUAGAGUUUGGAAACGAUGCCGCCAUGGAGGCCAUGCUGUCAGGCGUGAAACCGCAACAACUUCGGCUCGACUACCAGGACAAAGAGGGCAGGACGCACCUGCAUUACGCCAUACUGUACAACCGUCAGGAUUACGCCAUGCGGUUCAUUGAGAUGGGCCAUGAUCCGCAAAUUGAGGACGACAAUCAUGUCACACCGCUCUUCCUGGCGCUUCGCGCCACCAUGCCGGAGCUUUUGACGUACCUUCUGCAGAACGUGGAUCCCUUUUCGGUACAGCAGGCCCCCUUCCACAAUGGCUCCGUGAUGCUGCCGGAACGCAUUGAGUGGUUGAGUUUUGCGACUGACGAGCAGGCCCGGGCGGAGUGCGUCCGGUUGUUCCAGAAGCGCCUGGAUGAGGUAAGCUUCCGCCCAGAGGAGAUUGAAAAGAAGAGGUCGAAACCGAACGUGAAGAAGAUGAAGCUGGCGCCCUCCGCUCCCAUUCGUAGUCGCAGCAUUGGAAAUGCCACAGCGGUGCGCAGUAGAAGCAUUGGCGGCCGUAGCAAUGGCAAGUGA